Molecule: messenger RNA, 1351 nt
Organism: Telopea speciosissima
Lineage: Eukaryota; Viridiplantae; Streptophyta; Magnoliopsida; Proteales; Proteaceae
Product: protein SLOW GREEN 1, chloroplastic-like
Exons: 1
Coding region: 53-1090 (345 amino acids)
Cellular component (GO): chloroplast thylakoid membrane
Molecular function (GO): protein binding
Source: RefSeq, a predicted model, not a curated record
UGAGAGGCGACGCAGAAGCAAAAUUAAAGCGAAGCUUAAGAAAUCCCCAAAAAUGGAGUCUCUAGCGAAAGUCCAUCAACACCCACACCCUCUGCAUGUCUCUUUCCAUCGCCGUCCAUCAUUUACGAGACCUGUUUCCUCCUUCUCGUCCCACAGGAACUCCUCAAAGUUGAGAAUGUCAAUCAGUAUCAGAGCCUUCACUACCCCUAUCUCUUCGAAACCACAAGAUCUCUGUAAUUCUAGUCCUCCGCUUGAAGUCAUAAAACCGCUCGCCUCUCUUGUUAAAACCACUUGCAUCGCUCUGGCUGCCACCGCACUCUUCUUCAACCGCUUCAGUAAGCCCUCAUUUGCCGUCCCCGUCGCCCAACCCACCGUUGAGUCCACCAAGGACACAUCCGAAUCUGAAUAUGACGAAGAAAAAGAGAGAACCCUCGAAGAGUAUUUGGAGUCCAACCCCGACGAUGUCAAGGCGCUCAGAUCCCUCAUGGAGGCUAAGAUCAAAGGACGCAAGUUUCAGGAAGCUACCUCAGUGAUUGAUAGAUUGGUCGAAAUUGAACCCACAGAGAGGGAAUGGCCCCUAUUGAAAGCCUAUAUUCAGAAUUACAGCGGAGAUGUCGAAUUGGCCAAGUUAGGGUUCGAAGAGAUUAUCUCUAAGGAUCCCCUUUGUGUUGAAGCAUACCAUGGCCUAGUAAUGGCCGCAUCCCAGUCAGAGUCGGGUGAAUUGGGAGACGUCUUGAAAAGGAUCGAGAGUGCAAUGGAGAAGUGUAAGAAGGAGAAGAGGAAGGAGGAUUUCAGGGAUUUCAAAUUGCUGGUUGCUCAGAUUAAGGUCAUUGAGGGUAACUAUACGGAUGCUUUGAAGGUUUAUCAGGAGCUUGUAAAGGAAGAGCCAAGGGAUUUCCGGCCAUAUCUCUGUCAGGGGAUUAUCUAUACUUUGUUGCAGAAGAAAGAUGAGGCAGAGAAGCAGUUCCAGAAGUAUCGACGACUCAUUCCAAAGGAGCAUCCCUAUGCUCGUUUCUUCGAUGAUAACAUGCUUGCGACCAAAGUGUUUUCGCAAAUGGCAGAGGACCAGAGAACAGGUUCCAGGAACUGAGAAAUGGGGGUUCUUCUUAUGGUUCCUGAAUAACAGAUUUCCGGUUCAUCAUUAGCAGAGUGAUGGUGUAAAGUUGGCUUUUCUGCUUUACUUUCUUUGUUUAUUUUUGUAGCUGUGCCUUUGAUUCCUAGUCUCUUCUUACCGUAGCCAAUGUUAGAGGUGCCAAGGUGCAAAUUUUGUUGUCAGCCAUGGCAUUUUAAUAUUGAAUUCUUAGUUAUUAUCUAUUAUUAAGCAAGAGUUAGAUAAAAAUUUUGAUUAUCU